UUAUAGAAUCUCGAUCAAGGCCUAUUUUUGCUGCUAUUGAAUUUUGUGCUUGAUUUGAAAGUUAUUUUGUACACUGUGCAAUUUAUCCCGAAUAGAAAGAUGAAGGCAGGGGAAUCUGAUAUUCCUCACAGAUGUGGAGGGUUUCAUUUGAUAGGCCUAAAUCUGCACUUGACAUAAUUAGUCGAACCUUUCCUAAGAAAGGACAAACAGUAGUAGUGCAUUACACUGGUACAUUAGAUAACGGAAACACAUUUGAUUCAUCUAGAGAAAGAGGGGUUCCAUUUAAAUUUCAUUUAGGAAAAGGAGAAGUAAUUAAAGGCUGGGAGGAAGGUAUAGUAAAAAUGAGUGUUGGGCAGAGAGCCAGAUUAACGUGUACUCCUGAUUAUGCUUAUGGAAAUAGAGGACACCCAGGAAUUAUACCACCGAAAUCAACUUUACGAUUUGACGUGGAGUUACUACGAUUAGAAUGAAUGGAUGGAUGUUAGAUCUAGACUGGAUUAAAAACAAUUUCAAAAACAUAUAUAUAUAUAUAUAUAUAUAUAUACCUGUAUGUUGAUACUCGAUCGUCAUGGAAACGAUCUAAAGGGAGACAAGUUAAACAACAACUAAAAACUGUGAUAAUGGACAUAUGAAAACUGUGAAAGGAUUGAAACUUGAAUGUUUAGUGUUUUUAAUUGAAGGAGGAUCAAUGUGUAAAAAUGGAGAAAUAUGGAAACCUAAGAAGCAACUGUAGCCUAAGUCAUUUCAGCGAUGACCUUUUAGGUCUUGACUGAUUAAAUGGCUGCAGUGUAACGUCACACAAGAUAAGUGUUUGUAUGGAUAUGAUAAAUUGAAAUCUGUUAAAGCCACUGACUAUUGUAAACUACAAUAUCGUGAUAGUUGAAUCCCUAAAAAGGCAUACAUGUGUAAUGGCCUAAAAUGUUCAAUUCUAUUCAUUAUUAAAAAGAUAUGAGGAAUUGAAAAUUGCACGAUAUUCGACAUCCUCUGUACAUGAUAUAAACAAGCCAGCAGCACAUACAGUGUAUUACAGUUGGGUUUAAUCUUUUAAUCCGAUUAUCUAUCAUUGAGGUUUGUUUUUUUGGCAGUGGCUAUUGUUACGACGAGUCGUAAAAAUAGUCCUCAGGCUUUUGUUACGACGAUGCUUUCACAGCCCUCCAUCAGCGAAUUUAAAAACUGAAUAGUCAUAAAAAUAGUCCUAACCCUAUUCCUUCCCAUCUCUUAAUUGCUGCCUUCAGUUCUGAAAACGUUGCAAAUACGGCUCCUUUUUCAAAUCUGGUGUUGGGGAGAUUGGCAGCCAUUUUGGAAUUCGUUCUAAACUUGGCUCGGACUCGUCGUAACAAUAGUCACUUUGUUUUUUUUUUCUUUAUCAGAUGUUAUAUAUGAGUCUGUUUUAGCAUGGAUUAAACCACGUAAAAUUAGAUUUUGUCUGAAAAAAUGCAAAUGACCAGCAAUGGCUUUAAAUGCAUUUAUUGCAUUAAUCUGUUACUGUUAGUAUAACUGGUAUAGGAAUAUGCUAUAUUACUGUAUCACAGUCCUAAGAACUGGAAAGAUUUUCCUUCCAGUAUUGAGUGAAAACCACAUUAAGAAUUUAAUUAUUUAAAAAAAAGAGUUGAAUCACAUUGGGAAAAAUCUCUCAAAUGUCCUUUCUGUUAUGAUAAUCGUCAAGAAAAACAAAAUUAAAAUACAGAUUCAAGUUUAGUUGGUUAUUCUUUUGUAUUUUUGGUGGUCUCCACUUUGUACAAUUCUGACCGAUGAACGUUCAUGUCCUUGUAGGUAAACUAAGAAUAAUUUCAACCAAAACAAUUUUAAUUUUUGUUCCUAAUGAAUACCUAUUAUUAUGAUGUGUUCUUUUUCUUUUGGGGAGAGAGAGAGAAAUUGUGUUUAAUGUCCACUCGACACAAACUAGGUCAUUUUAAUAAUUCGCUUGCGUGUAGGAGUCUUUAGUAGUGGGAGGAAACUGAAGGACUCUGAGAAAACCCACAAGGUUGGACAGGCGACCCUACUCCUGAUCACAGUACAACCGGGGAAUCGAAACCACGCCAGUUGACACAAUGUCAGACCUUAUGAUACCGCGCGCAUACACUAACCUGAUCCUAUCAGGUCUUAUCAUUCAUGUCUAUUGAAGUCAGUUGUAGCAAUCGUGUUGAUCGUAUUGAAACGUAUCAGAACAUAUCUCCACGUAGCAGAUCGUGGACUAGUCUCAAUAGGGACAGUCCUAUCGUAAUGCAUCGCACGACAGUGGGAACCUAGCAUUAGUUAAGUUAUAUUUAUAGCACAGCUUUCAUGAGUUAACAGGUUUAAACAUCGAGGCUGUAGGCCCGAAUGAAGCGUGCUAUAAAUGACUUGUAACAUUGACACCUGCUCAACAUGCUUGUUGUUAUUGCACAGAAAACCCACCCCACUUCUCUAUAUGAUUUCUACUAAAACUAGUGUAAACCAGCAAAAGAGUGCAAUAACAUUGAACAUGUCUAGAUAUUGCACGGUUAAGACCCACCCAAUCUACUAAAGGGAAAACAAUCUGCUUAUUCAAUGAAAAGAACAAAGGAAGAUUUCCCGUCCAUGUAACAAGUAUGAUGGGACACGAUUCUAUGGAAUACCGUUGCUGUCUAUCAUUGUUCGAUAAAGACUAGAGAAUCCUUUGAAACUAAUAAACCCGGGGCAGAUCCAAGGGGGGGGGGGGAUCCGCCCCUGUAAACAGUCAUUGUAUACCAUAUAAUUUUGUCCUGUACAUUGUAUAUUUUCCAGUUGUUCGGAACAUUACACUGUAACCUGUGUAUCAUUUAAUCUGUGUAUCUAGCACUAAUUUAUUUCACAUUUCUUUAAUAUCAAAUCUUUGUUUAAAAAUUUGUAAAAAAAUCAUUUAAAAUCACCCCAAAUCAUCUAAUUUUUACUUGUGUCCAGUUCACAGCUGACUGAUUAAUUUACAAGUAUUUAAUUUCCUGACCACUGUUCACAAAUUAUUCAUUAUACAUAUAUAAUCAGUCCUGUUGUUUAUUUUUUAACAGUGAUUAAAAAAUUAAACGCUUGUAAAUUAGACACUCAUCAUCAAAAUUAAAUGGUCAGGUUUAAACUGGACUCAAGUACAAAUUAGAUGAAAUUUGAUGAUUUUAAAUGAUUUUUACAAAUUUUUAAACAAAGAGAGAGAGAGAGAGAAAUGGGGUUUAACGUCCACUCGACUCAAACUAGGUCAUUUCGGGACUAACAUGGUAUAAUUUUAUUUCAAUAAUUCGCUUGCGCAUAGGGGUCUUUAGCAGUGGGAGGAAACUGUAGGACCCGGAGAAAACCCACGAGGUUGGACAGGCGAUCCUACUCCUUGUCACGUACAACCGGGGAUUCGAAACCACGCCAGUCGACUCAAUGACAGACUUUAUGAUACAGCGCGCGCACGCUAACCAUUCAGCCAUCCAACCCCCCAAUUUUUAAACAAAGAUUUCACAUUGAAUGAAUGUGAAAGAAAUUAGUGCUAAAUACACAAGAUUAAAUGAUAACUGGGUUACAGUGUUAAUAGAGACAGUGUUAAGUUCUUUCUUCAGAUUUCAAUUAAUAGAACCACAUUUCAAUUUUGUUGUCAAUUUUACUGUAAGUCUUUUAGAGAAAUAUGAUUUGCUUUUUACAAUUAUAUUUUAUCAAGUAUUUAACUAUUUUACAAUGUUUUAGUUUGAAACUUUCAUUGAGGUAGAAUUUACAAUGUUUCACCAAGGGGUAUGGGGUUAGUUUGAAUCUUUCAUUGAGGUAGAAUUUACAAUGGAUGGGGUUAAACAUCUACUCAACACGAACUAAUUCAUUUCAGGACUAACCUAGAAAUUGACAGCAGGAGUCUCAAUUGAAUGGCAAUCUCUAGCGUCAGGUUAAUCCAGUCUACACAAAUAGUAUUUAUUGACAUGAAUUGUGGAAUAUGUCUAGCCUCGUUUUUUGAGUCCCUUGUUGCAAAUGGCGCUGAAACGCAUUACGGUACACAAUGGUAAAAUGUUUAUUUUGUCUUAAAUAUUGGUUAUCAGAAGCCUAUCUUUUCCCGGUAAGAUCACAACAUCAAUGUUAAUUUAAACUGACAAAUAAUCUGUGUUUUCAAUGUCGAUGACUUUAAAUGAUAUUGAGUUAGAGACUUAGCUACUUUAAGUUAGUUCCUUGAAAUUUAAGUACUUGUACUGUAGUUCAUUGAUCUGU
Patella vulgata (common limpet) is the source of this 4164-nucleotide messenger RNA. Its product is annotated as peptidyl-prolyl cis-trans isomerase FKBP1A. The transcript has 6 exons. The record is from RefSeq and is a predicted model, not a curated record. Lineage: Eukaryota; Metazoa; Mollusca; Gastropoda; Patellidae. Gene Ontology annotation, molecular function: peptidyl-prolyl cis-trans isomerase activity. Bases 132 to 470 code for a protein of 112 amino acids.